AGUGCUGAGGCCCUGCCCAGAGAAGCUCACCGCUGUGGGAGAGGCAGGCAUGGACACAGGCCUCACUGGGGAAUUGAAGUGUGAGAAAGGGGCCAGAUGAAGUGCUCCAGGAUAUCCUAGAGGCCAACAUUACAUGCGUGGCGCAUGUGAGGCAGGAGAGAAGAUCUGAGUCACGCCCCCGACACCCCCUUCCGCUGUAAGUCUGGAAGAACAGAGCAUCGCCUCCGUGUUCUCAAGCCGCACAUCCCGGAAGUCAGCCUCGCGCGCGGAGAAGGACGGUGCCAUGGCGGAUGGCGAGGGGUACCGGAACCCCACCGAGGUGCAGAUGAGCCAGCUGGUGCUGCCUUGUCACACCAACCAGCGCGGCGAGCUGAGCGUUGGGCAGCUGCUCAAGUGGAUCGACACCACAGCCUGCCUGUCCGCCGAGAGGCACGCUGGCUGCCCCUGUGUCACCGCCUCCAUGGACGAUAUCUAUUUUGAGCACACCAUCAGUGUCGGACAAGUGGUGAAUAUCAAGGCCAAGGUGAAUCGAGCCUUCAACUCUAGCAUGGAGGUGGGCAUCCAGGUGGCCUCUGAGGACCUGUGCUCUGAGAAGCAGUGGAGCGUGUGCAAGGCCUUGGCCACAUUUGUGGCCCAGCGGGAACUCACCAAGGUGAAGCUGAAGCAGACCACACCGCAGACCGAGGAGGAGAAGACCGAGCACAGUGUGGCGGCUGAGCGGCGGCGCAUGCGGCUGCUCUACGCGGACACCAUCAAGGACCUCCUGGCCAACUGCGUCAUUCAGGAUGAUCUGGAGAGCAGAGACUGCAGCUACAUGGUGCCGGCCGAGAGGACCCGCGUGGAGAGCGUGGAGCUGGUCCUGCCCCCCCAUGCCAAUCACCAAGGCCACACCUUUGGGGGCCAGAUCAUGGCCUGGAUGGAGAACGUGGCCACCAUUGCAGCCAGCCGGCUGUGCCGUGCCCACCCUACGCUGAAGGCCAUUGAGAUGUUCCACUUCCGGGGCCCCUCCCAGGUUGGGGACCGCCUGGUGCUCAAGGCCAUCGUGAACAACGCCUUCAAGCAUAGCAUGGAGGUGGGCGUGUGCGUGGAGGCUUACCGCCAGGGCGCCGAGACCCAACGGCAGCACAUCAACAGCGCCUUCAUGACCUUCGUGGUCCUAGAUGCAGAUGACCAGCCUCGGACUCUGCCCUGGAUUCGGCCCCAGCCUGGGGACGGCGAGCGGCGGUACCGAGAAGCCAGUGCCAGGAAGAAGAUCCGACUGGACAGGAAGUACAUCGUGUCCUGUAAACAGGCAGAAAUGCCCCUUUCUGUCCCCUGGGACCCUAGCAACCAGGUGUGCCUGAGCUACAACAAUGUCUCCUCCCUGAAGAUGCUCGUGGCCAAGGACAACUGGGUGCUGUCGUCAGAGAUCAACCAGGUCCGCCUGUACACUCUGGAGGAUGACAAGUUCCUCUCCUUCCACAUGGAGAUGUUGGUGCAGGUGGAAACAAUCCAGGCCUUCAUGCUGCUCUCAGACCUGCUCCGGAGGCCUGAGUGGGACAAGCACUAUCGGAGCGUGGAGCUGGUGCAGCAGGUGGAUGAGGAUGACGCCAUCUACCAUGUCAUCAGCCCUGCCCUUGGCGGUGACACCAAGCCCCAGGACUUUGUAAUCCUGGCCUCUCGGCGGAAGCCUUGCGACAGCGGGGAGCCCUAUGUCAUCGCGCUGAGGUCAGUCACACUGCCCACACACCCUGAGACACCAGCAUACAGGCGUGGGGAGACCCUCUGCUCAGGCUUCUGCUUCUGGCGAGAGGGGGACCAGCUGACCAAGGUGUCCUACUACAACCAGGCGACCCCAGGCUUUCUUAACUACGUGACCACCAAUGUGGCUGGUCUGUCUUCUGAGUUUUACACCACCGUCAAGGCCUGUGAGCAGUUCCUCUUGGACAAUCGGAACGAUCUGGCCCCCAGCCUCCAGACCCUCUAGGCACCCUCAGUGGCCACCCCCCGCCCACUCCCCCUCCAUUCGGUCCCCAGGGACACAAGUACAGUGUACCAAGGAAAGCAGGGGCAUUUAUUCCUUCCCGCCUCCCCCGUGGGAAGCCUUCACCCAGAUGUCCACCUGCCCAGCGCCACUGGGCGCUCAGUUGCUGCCAACAUCCGCCAACAAGGCUUCGUGGAGGCUCCGGGGCAGCCUAUAGUAGCUCCGGGUCUUGUCCACAGCCCUGGCCGCCAGCAGCACUGCCCGCACAGAUGCAUAGCUGCCCCCCAGCAGGCUGUGCUCCACCGUGACUGUGGCCCUGGGGGAGGCGGCCAACAGUCUGGCCACGACGCUGGCCACGUUCUGGUCCAGCAGCCCAGCCUGCAGCUGGAAGGACACAGGUUGCCAGAGACCCCGACACAGGUCCAGCAUAUCUUCAAGCAGCUGUUCCCUGUAGCCACUGCCCAGCGCCUCCUCCGGCCAACCUGGUGCCACUGUCACGUGGGGGAAAAUCUCAGCCACAGCUGUAAGCAACUCCUGGCCAGCCAGGUGACCCGGCACUGCAAAACUGCCAUAGGAGACUGUGGCCCCGAUCCACACAGGCCGGGGCAACUGGCCGAGGGCGGAGAGGUGAGCCAGUAUGGCCAGAGAGGGCCGGAGGGCGGACGGCUCACCAAUGUGCAGAUGGACACCCCAGUGGCCAGGACGCUCAGCCAGCUGCUGCAGGCAGGACUCCAGCGUCAGGGCGGGACCUCCUGGCACGCGUACGAUGGGCACAGGGUCCUCGGUCGCAGGCUCCUGGAGGCUAAUGUUCAGCAGGAUCAAGCCUUCUCUGUCUGGAAGGGGCAAUGCAGGCGGCCGUAUCAGGAGUUUGGGUUAUGGUGGGGUGUCUGGGGUGGGGUGGUGGUGUCAGAGGCCCUGCUGAAAGGGGUGGGAAAGGAGAAGCUGGCUCUCUAUUUGCUGAGAUAUGUUGAUUGGUCCAGGCUCCAGGAGGAAGGGUUGCUUCAGAAAUGUUCCUGGGGCUCAUAAGAAAGACAUGAUCAGCUGCUAGCUCAGCUCUUGACCUUUGACUGGGCUCAGCCCUGGCCCGGGCCUGCCUCUCCUGCAGCAGAUACAGCUCAGGGCUCAAGGGCACUGAAGGCUAGGAGUCCUGUGUCCUUGAUACCACUGUGCUCCAACACCAGGGCAGCCUGCAUGUUGUCACAGUACAGAGACCCUAGGUCCUACCCCAAGCAAAGGAACCCCCCCCCCCACCUCUAGUUUAUCUAGGAGUACAAGAGCUAAAGGCAGACCAUACCUGGGAGGCUGACUGUUACUACUUUUCCGUUGCCCUGGAUGUCAGGAAGCAGCCACUCCACACUCAGACCAUCCCCACCAGGGGGCUGGAGAAGAGGGAUCAGGCUGCCUCCUGUGUAGUAAAUCCGCUUCCGUGUGGCGUUCCCUGUGGGGCCCCAGAUUGCCAAGAUGAAGUGUGCACCCUGUGUCUACACACAUUCUAAGCCUCACGGCACCCGUCAGGCUCACUCACCCCAAUGGACUCCAUUGGAGGUUAUGAUUAUGGACCUUGGGCCACGGCCAAAGAGCAGAGUUGCUGGGGUUGGAACCCCAUGGAGCUAAGUAUGCCCGGCCCCCAAGCUAGACUUCCCCUUCCCAUCACCUCAUUGGUGCCUGUGCAGUAAUGUUGAAUCUGAUGGGUUCCCUCUGGGAUGGCUUAACUGCAGUCUCUCUGAGGUUCAGGGUCAAGGGAAUGAGGGGUUUGGACAAGGGAACAGGUAGCAUCUGGGCCACUGAUUAGUGGGUGCAGCGAGGUGGGGGGCCUCUGAGGAACUGUGCUGCAAGAGAAAAGUACCUGGGGCUUGGAAUUUGCUGGGUUCCAAUCUAAACUAUGCUAUUCACAAGCAAAUGACUGUGUAGAGUACUUAACUGCUCUGAACCUCAGCUUCCCCAUCUAUAAAACAGAGUUACUGCUUUCUGGA
Molecule: messenger RNA, 3936 nt
Organism: Suricata suricatta (meerkat)
Lineage: Eukaryota; Metazoa; Chordata; Mammalia; Carnivora; Herpestidae
Gene: ACOT11
Product: acyl-CoA thioesterase 11
Exons: 16
Coding region: 284-1966 (560 amino acids)
Cellular component (GO): extracellular exosome
Molecular function (GO): lipid binding; thiolester hydrolase activity
Source: RefSeq, a predicted model, not a curated record